CUGCCUUCUUUCUUUGUGCAGGUCGUCGUCUUGUGUAAUUUCCAAGCGUUUUCUUUACUCUUCUUUACUAUGAUCUAUUUAAUUCACGCUACUACUCCUCUCCCAAAUAAACUGCUCUGUCAUUGAGCACACUGCAAUCAAAUACAAUUCGUUCUGUUCUUCCUUUCUAUUUUUAACCGGUUGUUAAGGUUUUCGAAGUCAAUGGCUUCUUCUUCAUCAUCAUCUCACCAGCAAACUCAGGAAUUUAAUGCUUUCUCUGUAAUAGAACCUGCCGGCCUAAGAAGGCAGGUUUGUGAAUCUUCUAAAGUGUUUGAUGUUUUCAUCAACCAUAGAGGCCCUGAUGUCAAAGGAACUUUGGCUACUCAGCUUUACAACUCUCUUCAGCAGUUGGGAAUAGAGGCGUUUCUUGACUCCGAAGAAAAGGAGCUCGGAAUUUCAUUUCCUUCGAUCAUUGAGACUGCCAUCUACUCUGCAAAGGUACACAUAGCCAUCUUUUCCAAAAGAUAUGCAGAGUCACCUUGGUGUUUGAAUGAGCUACUCCUCAUGUUAGAAAGUACGGCCAAAAUUAUCCCCGUGUUUUAUGAAGUCAACCCUUCUGAUCUCCGCUACAUAGAAACGGGAGUAUACGCUGAAGCAUUCAUUAAAUAUAAAGAUAAGGGCAGAUACCUGGAGAAGCUCAACGCGUGGAAAGAAGCCCUUCACUCUCUCUCACUGAUAGCAGGGGAAGAAUUUAACAGUGAUUGGGAUUGCCAAAAAAUAGUAGCAGCUGUGCAAAAAGAAGUACGAAGGAAAACACGUUUACAUGUUGCUGAAUAUCCAGUGGGGCUUAACAAUCUUGUCAAAGAUUUUGAAAAGCAAUGUCUUGAUGAACUUGUACAAGAUUUUGAAAAUCAGUGCAGGCAGGAGGAAGGGAAGCAUAAAGCUCUGGUAGUGAGCAUUUUUGGCAUGGGGGGAGUGGGGAAGACAACUCUCGCCAAAGAAUUGUUUAACCGUAAGAGUUUGAACUACAAAAGAACAAGUUUUUUAUUUGAUGUGCGAGAAAAGUAUGUUACAAGCCAAUUACCUUCCUUGCAACGUAAGCUUAUCAAAGAUCUAUUUGACAGAGAGAUCAAUUUUACAAGUACAGAGGAAGGAACAGCCUGUAUCAAAGAUUGUCUACAAAGGAGCCUCAUUUUAAGUGUCUUAAUUGUUGUAGAUGACAUCCAUCAUGUGGAGCAGUUGAAUGCUCUAGCAGUCAUGGAUAUCUUAAGAAAAUCUGGUAAUAGUCUGAUUAUUGUGACAACCCGUGAUGCUGGUGUGCUUAUAUCAGCAGGGAUUACUGUUGGUUAUAACUUAAAAGGAAUGGAUAGAAAUUAUGCGAGAGAACUCUUUUGUUGGCAUGCCUUCCGCCAAGGCCAUCCUUGUAGUGGGUAUGAGGUACUGGUUGACAACUUUGUAGACGUGUGUGGAGGCUUACCUUUGUCACUUCAGGUGCUGGGAAGACAUGUUCAUGGUAGACAUCAUAGGUAUUGGAGUUCAGAAUUGACUAAAGUCAGUAAGACGCUGCCUCGGGAUGUAAAACAAAGACUGUUAAUAAGUUUUGAUGCAUUGGACGAUGAUGAAAAACAGGUUUUCAUGGACACUGCUUGCUUUUUUGUGGGUAAACCGAAGAGUAUAGCUGAAAGAGUAUGGGAGCGAUCAGGAUGGGAUGCACAACAUGCAUUGGAAACGCUGAAAGACAAGUGUCUUGUAGAAGAAAUUAAAAUUUGGGAUCGGGAUGAAGGAAAGACAAUUGGAUUGAGAAUGCAUGACCACCUGAGGGACUUGGGAAGAGAAUUGACAUUGAAGCUCGGUUCUCCUCAUCGCCUGUGGCAUCCUCAAGAUCUGAAAUCUUUGGAAUUAGGCGGUUUAAAAAAUAUACUCACCAAAACCAAUCUCAGGUGUUUUUAUGCUUUUUUCGACAAGUCCAUGGAUAUUCGAGUUACAUUCUUUUUAGGCCAGGCAGAUAGUUGCCUUGAGACGUCAGAUUCCUUAAUAUGGCUCCCCCUUGAGCAGAACUCCAAAGAACAGCCAAGCAUUCCUAUAUGGAUUCCUCUUCGAAAAUUGCAUUAUUUGAGAAUCCACUUGGGACAACUGAAAACGUCGUGGGAGAAUAGAAUACAGGCACCGUCCCAGUUGAAAGAGCUGCAAAAUUCUCAAACCUCUUCAAAAGAGUUUCCAGAUUUUCGAGGAAUAUCAGAUGAUUUAGAGAAUGUGCUCUUAGAUGCCACAGGAUUGCCAAUCCAAGGUUCGUCUUUACUAGAAUCUCUGAGCAUGAAUCUUUCUACUUUAUGUUUGAGGUUUUCCACAUUAAGAGGGGAGCAGGUUUCCACUAAAAGAGGAGACAGGACUCUCUGUAAAUCUUUGGUUAUCUUGAAUUUCAAAUUUAAUGAGGAAUUGCAUUGGGAUAGUGGGAAGGCCGCAAUGAGUGGGCUUGAAAAGCUAGAGAUUAAUGGUGAAAAAUUUGUAUCCAAGAUCUUAAUUAGUGGGAUUCACUAUCCAAGCCUUGAGUCUAUCAAACUUCAUUACAUGGAAAAUCUUAUGGAGGUGGAUUUAACAAGGGUAAAGACAUUAAAUUUUCUUGAUAUAAGAAAUUGUCCAAAUCUCAAAAGAUUGGCAGCAACAUCUGAUCUUCCAAAUCUUAGGAACUCGACAAGUGUGUCAGGAGUUCCAGAUCUUAGGAAUGUUGUAGGAUCGAAGGUCAACAAUUGUACGGAUUUGAUAGCAGUUGACCAUUUUAAUAGUGUAUCAGGAGUAUCCGGUUUUAGGAGGCUGGGACAAUUUAAAAUCAGCGAAUGCCAAGAGCUUGAAGAGCUAUGGCUUGGGCAUCUGUGUUGCCUGGAAAAAAUCACAAUUGAAAACUGUAAUCAUUUGAAGUACUUGUGCUUCAGUGGUAUGAAGUGUCUGGAGAUCAUAACAUUUCAGACAAAUGUGAUGGUGAAAUAUUUUCAGUUGGAUGACUGCCAAAAUUUAAAAAUAAUAGAGUUUUCUUGUGAAGAACUUGUAGAAUUAAGCAUUUGCGGCUGUCCAGAGCUCGAGAAAUUGCCAGCUUUUAAAGGUCUAAAUUGCCUUGAGAGGAUUAUAAUUGAUGGAUGUGGUAAGUUAAAAUAUCUUCAGUUAUAUCAUUGUCGAAAUUUGAAAAGUGUGUCGGGUAACUCUAUUAGAUGUUUGCAUGUUACUAGUUGUUCUGAGCUUGAGGAGUUGUCAUGUCUUUCCAGAGUGGAGAAAAUUGAGAUUUGUCAAUGUGAGAAAAUACAGAAUAUUAGGCUGCCAAAGGCACUCAUCUGUCUUUCUGUAGAAGGUUGCAGAGAUUUGCAAAGAAUAGCAGGAACCGGUGAUCUUAUGAAGCUUAGAAAGUUGACUAUUAGAAAGUGUCCUAAGCUUGAGGAGUUGUCAUGUCUUUCCAGAGUGGAUGACAUGGAGAAAAUUGAGAUUUGUAAGUGUGAGAAGAUACAGAACAUUAGGCUGCCAACGGCACUCAUCUAUCUGUCUGUAAUAGGUUGUAGAGAUUUGCAAAGAGUAGCAGGGACCGGUGACCUUACGAAGCUUAGAGAGUUGACUAUUAGUAAUUGUCCUGAGCUCGAGGAGUUGCCAAGUCUUUCCUUAGUGAACGACAUUCAGAAAAUUGAGAUUUAUCGUUGUGAGAAGUUAAGAAACAUAGGCUCCCAACAACACUCAUGUGCCUGUCUGUAGAGUUGCAGAGAUUUGCAAAUAGUAGCAGGAACCGGUGAUCUUAUGAAGCUUAGAGAGUUGACUAUUAGUAAUUGUCCUGAGCUUGAGGAGUUGCCAUGUCUUUCCAGAGUGAACAACAUGGGGAUAAUUGAGAUUUAUCAGUGUGAGAAAAUACAGAGCAUUAGGCUGCCAACAGAACUCACCAUUUUGUCUGUAAAAAGUUGCAGAGAUUUGCAAACAAUAGCAGGAACCAGUGAUCUUAAGAAGCUUAAAGAGUUGACUAUUGGUAAUUGUCCUGAGCUUGAGGAGUUGCCAUGUCUUUCCAGAGUGAACGACAUGGGGAAAAUUGAGAUUUAUCAGUGUGAGAAGAUACAGAACAUUAGGCUGCCAAUAACACUCAUCACUCUGUCUGUAGAAAGUUGUAGAGAUUUGCAAAGAGUAGCAGGAACCGGUGAUCUUGUGGAGCUUAGAGAGUUGACUAUUAGAGAGUGUCCUGAGCUUGAGGAGUUGCCAUGUCUUUCCAGAGUGAAUGCCAUGGAGACAAUUGAGAUUUAUCACUGUGAGAAGAUACAAAACAUUAGUCUGCCAACAGUGCUCAUCUAUCUGUCUGUAGAAAGUUGCAGAGAUUUGCAAAGAGUAGCAGGAACCGGUGAUCUUAUGAAGCUUAGAAAAUUGACUAUUAGAAAGUGUCCCGAGCUUGAGGAGUUGCCAUGUCUUUCCAGAGUGAAUGACAUGGAGAAAAUUGAGAUUUGUCAGUGUGAGAAGAUACAGAACAUCAGCCUGCCAACGACACUCAUGUAUCUGUCUAUAAACAGUUGCAGAGAUUUGCAGAGAGUAGCAGGAACCGGUGAUCUUAUGAAGAUUAGAGAGUUGACUAUUAGAGAGUGUCCUGAGCUUGAGGAGUUGCCAUGUCUUUCCAGAGUGAACACCAUGGACAAAAUUGAGAUUUAUCAGUGUGAGAAGAUACAGAACAUUAGGCUGCCAACCAUACUCAUCAGUCUGUCUGUAAAAAGUUGCAGAGAUUUGCAAACAGUAGCAGGAACCGGUGAUCUUCUUGAGCUUAGAGAGUGUCCUGAGCUUAUGCAGUUGCCGAGUCUUUCCAGAAUGAUCUGGUUGGAGCAAAUUGUGAUUGACUCUUGUGAGAAGCUGCAGAACAUAGCAGGCAUUGAAGAGCUACUUGCAUUAAAAUAUUUGAACCUUAGUUAUUGCAGCAAUGCAGUAAUACGGAAUUGCGUUCAUAAGUUGAAGAGUGAGCCAUCAAAGGGAAUGGUUAUGAUUGGAAGAGCAGUGGAUGGAGUGGAGUCAAGAUUAAACAAAAAUCUAUUUCGUGACUCUAAUAUUGGCGUUGAGGGAGUCGGUGAAAUUGGUUCGCACAAAAUUCGGUCACAAGUGAAUGCAGUAGUUAUAUGCUUUGUGGUUGCUGUUGACAGCGAUACUUCGGUAUGGGAUAUAAAUGAAUCACUUCCGCACUCUUUCUGUGGCUAUGAGCAUCCGCUUGAGGUGCGUGAGGGAGAAUGGAUAAUUACAAUGGUAGAAUAUAAUUAUAAUUUUUGGAGUUCCUGUUUCGAAGUUGAUGACAUUCUAGAUGCUUUGAGGAGUCAUGGGAUACUGAAGAAGGGGAUUUGGGUAGAGCUGAAGAAAGAUGAAGUGCGGAAAAGUGUGCAAGUGCUCUCUACAAUUGUUGAUAGGUUAUAUCAUUAUUGAAUUGAGUUUUCAUUGCAGUCUUUAUUUAUUAAGAAAAGUGUGCAAAUGCUCUCUACAAUUGUUAAUAGAUUAUAUCAUUUUUGAA
Molecule: messenger RNA, 5479 nt
Organism: Cryptomeria japonica (Japanese cedar)
Lineage: Eukaryota; Viridiplantae; Streptophyta; Pinopsida; Cupressales; Cupressaceae
Product: disease resistance protein Roq1
Biological process (GO): signal transduction; defense response
Molecular function (GO): ADP binding
Source: RefSeq, a predicted model, not a curated record